Folsomia candida is the source of this 1267-nucleotide messenger RNA. Its product is annotated as prostaglandin reductase 1. The transcript has 10 exons. Gene Ontology annotation, cellular component: cytoplasm. Gene Ontology annotation, molecular function: 2-alkenal reductase [NAD(P)H] activity; 15-oxoprostaglandin 13-reductase [NAD(P)+] activity. Gene Ontology annotation, biological process: prostaglandin metabolic process. Lineage: Eukaryota; Metazoa; Arthropoda; Collembola; Entomobryomorpha; Isotomidae. Bases 162 to 1193 code for a protein of 343 amino acids. The record is from RefSeq and is a predicted model, not a curated record.
GACUUUAGUUAAAGUUGGACUCACUUCAGCUCAACCGGUUAAUUAAAUUAAUUAACUAACAACAGAUACCGUAUUUAAACUUGUUUAAAAUCAGAGUGGAUAGAAGUUGAGUGCAGAUUGAAUCGUGUAUGAAUUAAUUGAACCCAGGUUAUCUCGAUAAGAUGAGCGGUGUGAGAAAUGGAGUCAAGCUCGCGAGAAAAUUCGUGAUCGGGAACAAGUUUCAAGGUCUUCCGAAACUCGGGGAUUUAAAAAUCGUCGAGGAAUCACUGCCCGCACUGGGAAAAGGGGAGAUUCUAUGCAAAGCAGAAUGGCUAACGGUGGACCCAUACAUGAGAGCUUACAGUACUUUCCUGAAAAGCGGUGACGCCAUGCCUGGGGCACAAGUGGCUAGAGUUAUUGCGAGUGAAAGUCCAGAAUUUCCUGAGGGUUCUCAAGUUGUGGGGAAUUUUGGGUGGAGAGAUUUGACAAUUAGCAAAGUUCCACCUCCAGAAAAACAGAGUGCGGACUCCCUUUACAAAAUGCCUGACCUUAAAGGCCUUCCAGACUCGUAUGCAUUAGGCUCUUGCGGAAUGCCGGGUGUCACAGCAUACUUUGGAUUGCAUAAAAUAUGCGAACCUAAGGCUGGUGAUACUUUGGUCGUAUCGUCCGCGGCGGGUGCCGUUGGCAGUUUGGUCGGACAAUUUGGCAAGAUUGCUGGUUGUCGAGUCCUAGGCUUUGCUGGAACGAAGGACAAACUAACCUGGCUCAAGAAUGACUUGGGGUUUGAUGAAGUGUUCAAUUAUAAGGAGGUCAAUGUCUUCAAAACGUUGAAGGAACAUGCCCCCAAGGGUGUGAAUUGCUACUUUGACAAUGUGGGAGGUGAAUUUGCUUACAAUGUGAUGAAAAAUAUGGCCAUGUUUGGAAGAAUUGCUGUCUGUGGGGCUAUCACUGUUUAUAAUGACAACACCGGAAAGCCACCUCUAGUUCCCGUCGACUAUUUUUCCUUGAUCUAUAAAAACAUCCGAAUGGAGGGUUUCAUGGUCAUGCGAUGGAAUAAGGAAUGGUUUCAAGGAAUAGAGAAAGUUCGAGACUACAUUAUACAAGGCAAGUUAAAAAUUCAGGAGACUCAAGUCAACGGAUUUGAAAACAUGCCACAAGCCUUCAUUGACCUUCUAGAAGGGAAAAAUACUGGGAAAAUGAUAAUUAAGGCUUGAUUAAAAUAUUUUUAAAUUAUCUACUGGUACAUAAAAAAUAUUUCUUAAAAAUAAAUAAAAAGUUUGCAAAAUAA